AGACGCCCAGGGGAACCAUGUUCCAGGCCGAGAGAGCACCUGGGGCCAGAAGCAGCCUGGUGAUUUGGAGGCGAUGCACCUGGGAUGAAGGGAGCGAGGGGCUGAGACAGAGAAGUAAUGGGGGUGUUUGGGUCAUGCAGGGCCUCACAGACUCUCUCUGAGGGCUUUGGCUUUGACCCUGACCCUAACGGGGAGCUAGUGCAGGGUUCUGAACGGGGGAGUGACGUGACCUGUUGUGUGGGGUCUCAUGCAGACCAGUUGGAGGCUAUUGCGGAAGUCCGGGGAAGAGAGGCUCAGGCCAAGAUGGUGGAAGCUGCCUUUGGAAGGGGAAAUAACAUCGUAGCACGAGGGCUGCCCAGGACAGAAGACGAAGCUGACUCCUGUGGGCCUUGGGGAAGUGCCAAAUGCAGUGCCUAUCACAAAUGCACCCAUAGGCAGCCGGGACCGAUGAGCUUUCUGUGAGGCCUCUGAGACCGACCCACCUGCCCAGUCCUGUCCUGGGGGGUGGGGGUGGGGGUGCAGUGACGGCAGAUGGGCGUGCCAGCCGCCGGAUUCCUGAGAACCGCCCUGCAGUGGGCGACGCCCAGCUGGGGAGUCUCCAGAGGUGAGGUCCUCUGAGGGGCUUGCCCCAGUGGCUGAAGAUGAGGCCGCUUCUCCUCCUGUGCUUUGUCUGCCCCGGCCUCCUGUGUGCCCAGCAAGCCUGCUCCCGUGGGGCCUGCUAUCCCCCUGUCGGGGACCUGCUCAUCGGGAGGACCCGGUUUCUCCGAGCUUCGUCCACCUGCGGACUGACCAAGCCUGAGACCUACUGCACCCAGUAUGGCGAGUGGCAGAUGAAAUGCUGCAAGUGUGAUUCUAGGUUGCCUCACAAUUACAAUAGUCACCGAGUGGAGAAUGUGGUUUCGUCCUCGGGCCCCAUGCGUUGGUGGCAGUCACAGAAUGAUGUGAACCCUGUCUCUCUGCAGUUGGACCUGGACAGGAGGUUCCAGCUUCAAGACAUCAUGAUGGAUUUUAAGGUAUGCUUCCUGGAGAUGGCAGUGGAUAGGAGAGGGGGACUCUGA
Molecule: messenger RNA, 1058 nt
Organism: Leptonychotes weddellii (Weddell seal)
Lineage: Eukaryota; Metazoa; Chordata; Mammalia; Carnivora; Phocidae
Source: RefSeq, a predicted model, not a curated record